AUGGAUUUCGCUUCGACGGUCAGGAAGGCGUGUGCUGGGACUAGGGCUAGAUGCACGUGGCAGAGGAGGAAGCGAUCGCGUCCGUACGACCGCACAGGACGAGCCGGCCUAGGGGCGACAAGACCGAGUCGGACCUCUUCGCUUUUCAGACAAUGGAUGUCUCACUUCUGCUGUACGUCUCGGGCCUGUACGUCCAGUCUGAGCCUGUCUGAUCAGUCCCUGCUGCAGUCAGGAUGCUGCACCAGUCCCAGAGGUGCACAGGGUAUCGUUGGAGAUGAAAGAGAUGGACAGAGAGAGGUGUAUGGAGAGGAGGUUUGGAUGGGAGAAGUUGAGGAUGACAAGGAAGGUGAGGAUGAGAACGAGGAAGAAGAACAAGAUGAUGAUGAUGAAGAUGAAGAAGAAGAAGAGGAGGACAGUAAAGAAGAGAAAGGGGAAGAAAGCCAGGAUCUGGGUCCUCCUCCGUCUGUAGACGAGGCCGCCAACACACUGAUGACGCGACUGGGGUUCCUGCUCGGGGACAAAGUGAACGAAGGGCCUGGUGGAGCACAGUACAGCAUGGAGGAACAAGAUGACCCUCAGGGCGUCUCCAUGACCCAGAGGAUCAGCCCAUGCUCCAGUUUAGCUAGCAGCACAGCAUCGCCCCCUCCUGGCAGCCCCUGCUCCACGUUACCCGCUGGAGCCCCGGGUAACAUGGGCACCAGAGACUGUGCUUACGGAUCCAUCACGAGUCCCACCUCCACCUUGGAGAGCCGAGACAGUGGCAUUAUAGCAACGCUCACAAGUUACUCAGAGAAUGCAGAGCACGGAGGAAAACACAGCGAGGGCUCACGGGGCAGCCUCAAACUCUGGCAGGCGCAGAAGUCGAUGGGUGCAGACUCCUUUCUUUAUCGGGUGGAUGAAAACAUGGCCGCCUCCACAUACAGCCUCAACAAAAUCCCAGAGAGGAGUCUGGAGCAUUCUGUCUCUCACUCCGCCCACUCCAUCCCCCUCUACCUCAUGCCUCGCCCCAACUCUGUGGCCGCCACUAGUUCAGCUCACCUGGAGGAUCUUGCGUAUCUAGAUGAGCAGAGACAGGCUCCACUGCGGACGUCUUUGCGUAUGCCACGACAAAACUCCGGUUCCAGCCGCUCUGGACAAGCUGACAUGAGAGUGCACUUUGCUCCAUACCGGCCACCGGACAUCACCCUGAAGCCGCUUCUCUUCGAGGUGCCCAGUCUGACCCCCGAUGCGGUUUACACCGGCCGAGAAUGGCUGUUCCAGGAAGUGGACGCGUGUCUGCGCAGCUGCGAGUCCUCAGCCAAUCAAGGUGUGGUUAUUGUUGGCAACGUUGGCUUCGGCAAGACGGCCAUCAUCUCUCGCUUGGUGGCUCUCAGCUGCCACGGCAACCGCAUGAGACAGAUCACCUCUGACAGUCCACACGCCUCACCAAAACAUGGCGACACACUGCCCUUGAGCCAGCCUCAGUCCGCUCACGGCACUCUGGUCGGUGGGAGCAGCUGCCCUGGAACGCCCGAGAUGAGGAGACGCCAGGAGGAGGUGCUCAGAAGGCUGGCUUCUCAGGUGGUGGCGUACCAUUACUGUCAGGCCGACAAUGCAUACACCUGCCUGGUUCCUGAGUUUGUGCAUAACGUGGCAGCGUUGUUGUGCAGGGCUCCUCAGAUGCAGGCCUACCGAGAGCUGCUGCUCCGCCAGCCGCACCUGCAGAGCACCCUCAGCCUGCGCGCCUGCGUCCAGGACCCUUUCAACGCUUUCCGCAGGGGCCUGCUGGAACCUUUGGACAUCCUGCAUCGAGAGAGGAAGAUCGCGUGUGAGGAGAACCUCAUCAUCCUGAUUGACGGGUUGAAUGAGGCGGAGUUCCAUAAACCGGAUUACGGAGAAACCAUUGUUUCCUUCCUGUGCAAAACCAUAGAGCGUUUCCCUCCCUGGCUUAAACUGGUGGUCACUGUCAGAACGACACUGCAGGAUAUAACUCGUCCGUUGCCGUUCCACCGGAUCUCUCUGGAUCGGCUGGAGGAAAGUGAUGCGAUUGACUCGGACUUGCAGGGCUACAUCCUGCACCGGCUUCACUCCAGCCAGGAGAUCCAGAACAACGUGGCACUCAACGGCAAGCUGGACAACGCAGCCUUCACCAAACUCAGCGCUCAUCUGAAAAGUCUGAGCCGGGGGUCCUAUCUCUACCUGAAGCUCACGCUGGACCUCAUUGAGAAAGGUUACCUGGUGCUCAAAAGCUCCAGCUUCAAGGUGGUUCCGGUGAAUCUGGCCGAGGUUUACCUGUUGCAGCUGAAUAUGCGUUUCCCAACUCAGUCGUCAUUCGAACGCGUUCUUCCACUGCUUAACGUGGCCGUGGCUUCUCUACACCCGUUAACUGAUGAGCAGGCCUACAGUGCCGUGAAUGCCGGCAUGGUGCGUGGAGCGGCCAUGGACUGGGAGGAUUUCCAGCAGAGGUCUGAACUCCUGUCGCCCUUCCUGGUGAAAAGACGUGAUGGCACGCGCAUGUUCAUCCACCCCUCCUUCAGAGAGUGGCUCAUCUGGAGAGAGGAUGGAGAGAAGACCAAGUUCCUCUGCGAACCCAGGAGUGGCCACACACUGCUUGCUUUCUGGUUUUCACGGCAAGACAGUAAACUUAAUCGACAGCAGACCCUCGAACUUGGCCACCACAUUCUCAAAGCUCACAUCUUUAAGGGCCUGAGUAAGAAGGUUGGGGUUUCCUCGUCAGUUCUGCAGGGGCUGUGGGUGUCCUACAGUACAGAAGGGCUCUCUGCAGCUUUGGCUUCAUUGAGAAACCUCUACACUCCAAACAUCAAGGUAUCUCGGCUGCUGAUUAUGGGCGGAGCUAACAUGAACUAUCGUACAGAGGUGUUGAAUAACGCCCCCAUCCUGUGUGUCCACGCUCACCUGGGCUACCUGGAGACUGUGGCUCUGCUGCUGGAGUUUGGGGCGGAUGUGGAUGGCGUUUCAGAGAGCGGACUCACUCCCCUCAGCUACGCAGCGGCCGCAGGUCACCUACCUGUCAUCACUGCCCUCUGCAGCAAGAAAGCCAAGGUGGAUCACCUGGAUAAGAACGGUCAGUGUGCACUGGUCCACGCGGGUCUGCGGGGUCAUCUAGAGGUGGUGAAGUAUCUGGUGCAGUGCGAGUGGAACACAGACGGACAGCAGGCUGGAUCCUUCAGCAAGAGCCAUGCGGUACAGCAGGCCCUCAUUGCAGCCGCCAGUAUGGGCUAUACAGAGAUUGUAUCCUACCUGCUUGACCUACCUGAGAAAGAUGAGGAAGAGGAGGAACGAGCUGAGAUAAAUAACUUUGACACACUGUGGGGUGAAACAGCUCUGACAGCAGCAGCGGGUCGGGGGAAGCUGGACGUGUGUCGUCUUUUACUGGAGCAGGGUGCCGCUGUGGCUCAGCCCAACCGCAGGGGCAUCGUGCCACUCUUCAGCGCCGUGCGGCAGGGACACUGGCAGAUAGUGGACCUGUUGCUGAAUCACGGCGCUGAUGUGAACAUGGCAGAUAAACAGGGACGAACUCCUCUAAUGAUGGCUGCGUCUGAGGGACACCUGGGUACGGCCGAGUUCCUGCUGGCUCAAGGAGCCUCAUUGUCUCUGAUGGACAAGGAGGGGCUAACAGCACUGAGCUGGGCGUGUCUUAAAGGCCACCUCCCGUUGGUCCGUGCUCUGGUUGAAAGAGGUGCAGCGACGGCCCAUGCAGACAAGAGCGGACGCACUCCACUGGAUCUUGCCGCUUUUUAUGGCGACUCAGAAGUGGUGCAGUAUCUGGUGGAUCAUGGUGCUAUGAUCGAGCAUGUGGACUACAGCGGCAUGCGUCCACUGGAUCGUGCAGUUGGCUGCAGGAACACAUCAGUGGUGGUGGCGCUGCUCAAGAAGGGCGCCAAGAUAGGAUGUCAGACACUCCCCACCCGUGCCCGAGGUAAAACACAGACCUUUGACUUUGGGAUGGCGGAAGAGUUUGCCUCCAAGGCACUAGAGUUGAAACCCAAAUCCUAUGAAGCCUAUUACGCACGAGCCCGUGCCAAGCGCAGCAGCAGGCAAUUCCACGCAGCCCUGGAGGACCUGAGUGAAGCUGUGCGUCUAUGUCCCAAUAACCGCGAGAUCCAGCGCCUGCUGCAACGUGUAGAAGAAGAGUGUCAUCAAGUUGAACAACAACAGGAGCUGGAUCCGCCUCCUUCCCCUCCCCGCGAUCAAGCCCCAUCCAUGGUUUCGCCUCCUCCAAUGGAGCCUCACAUUUCAGACAUGGAGCCUGUCCAGGACUUGUUUGAGGAGGACGAUGAUUACCUCGAGCGGGAUUUGGACGGCCUACCACUUGGUGUUCCUGCUGAGCCCCACACUAUACCAUCGGGACUUCCUGUCAUUCAAAACAUGCCUCCAUCUCCGAGCCAUCACGAUUCACCCUACUUGGGCCAAGCGUAUGAUUUUCGCCCCAGUCCCCCUUCAAUGUCCUCUCCUACCAGGCAAGGCUACCAGUCCCCCUCUCCGUCGCUCUCACCAACGCACCAGAGCUCUCCCUUCCGGCCCAGUCCCCUUCAUCAGGCCUCUUACCACUUCAGCCCACCGCCAUCACCGUUACGCCGUGGACCACAGUAUCGUGCCAGCCCCACCUCUGAGGGAGUCGCCAUGUACCGUCCCCAGUCCGCCUCUGCAGGACGGUACCAGCAGGACCAGCUUGCAGGGCGACCCAAGUCCCCUCUGUCCAAGAUGAGCAGCCAACGUUCUUUCCAAUUUUCCCAACAGACUUCCCAGCCAUCACAACAGACCCAGUGGUUGCAGCCAGCCAAAGCACAGAUCAUCCGCACUAACCAGCCCAGCACUGCGGUGCACUCCAGUGUCGUACUGGGUAGUAGUGCAUACAGUCAGAUUGCUCACUCGAUGAGCGCCCGCUGCCCAGGAGAAAUGGAUGAGCUUGGGGAUGGAGGGUACUCUUCCUCACUUCAACCUCAGGGCAGUCUGAGUGCAGGGGCCUUGUACCAGCGUGCCAUCAGCAUGGAUCCUGGCCUUGUGGAGGACGAGCUCCCUCAGAGGCCCUCCUCUGCAUACAGACCCAAUCCCGGAGGAGUCCGUUACGCUCAGACACCACAGAUCAGCCGCAGUCAGUCGACCGCCUACUAUCCAGUCUCGCCUCACGAAAUUGAGCGACAGGUGACUCUGGGUUCACCAGAGAACCUUCAAGCCCACCGACGUCCAGUCAGCGCGAAUAGUGCUGAACCCAAACAGCACCCACCAGCUCCACGCCCCCUUAUUCACUCCCACAGUACGGGUCUACGCUUCUCUCCAUCCAGCAACAGUUUGGUGGCAGGUUCUGCUGCUAACCUAGGCCCAGGGUUCAGGGUGUCAGCUUCUGUGCAGCAAAUGGAGAUCCCUCUAAAGCUUUCCUAUGAAGGCGGCUACCAUGAUGACCUUUCACCGGUGUCACCCCCACAAGGCACAGACUUCCGGGUGGUGGGUGGAACAUAUCCAGGAGAAGCACUUCGCUCCCGCACUACACCUUUCAUGGGAAUUAUCGACAAGACCGCACGGACUCAGCAGUACCUUCAGCAGCAGCCUUCGCUGGCAUCGUCCUCUUCGGGUUCUCGACCCUGGACCGUUUCUUCUCUGGAUACGGUGGUGAACAGUCCAGCCACUUCCCCUAGCAACAUGGGCUAUGGACAACAAGCAGCACCCCUCAGCCAUAUCGCCUACUACAACCGCACCAACAACGCUCACAAUGGCCACCUCAUGGAUGACGAUUUCUACGCCAACUCCCCUGGUGUGACACGGGACCGGGCGGACGCUAUGAGCAGAGUUAGCCAGGUUCCCACAUACCCGGAUGUGAAAGUGGCACGGACUCUGCCAGUUUCCCAGGCCUACCAGGACAAUGAGUUUAGGCAGAUGUCUCGAAAUGAAAGGCAAGGCCCAACCUCACCCAUUAAACCAAAGAGACCCUUUGUGGAGUCUAACGUGUAAGAAUAAAGAAACGGUGUGCAAGAUUUAUUAGAACAUUCUCGAGGAAUAUCUAACAUGUUGACCAUCUUAUCUCUUCGUUUUACGUCCCAUAUCUUGAUAAUGAAAAUAAAGACCUCUCAAGGUGAAUUUCACUGAUGUGAAUCUAGCAUGUACAAAUCAAAUGCAUCUAUAUUUGCUCUGGACACAAAAAUGGAAGUAUCAGGACCCAUUGGAGUUAUAGUAGGCCUGUGUAACUGCUGUACACCAACCUUCUACUUUUCUGUACCUUUCUGAGAGGGUGGCUUCUCAAUGCCAGUCAUGGACACAUUGCUGAGCAUGGCCCCUGGACCAGAUGUCCUCACUAAUGUUCCCACUCAAACCAGUAAUAUCCCUGAGAAUCUGGCUGUGUCUUGAGUUGAAAAUGUACCUAAAAUAUUCCAGAUCAAUAUUGCUAAAGCAAAAAACUAAUAUUUAAAAUUAAGUUAUGUUUGUAUAAAUAUAUAUACACCUAAAUUUCAAUGCAGUUGUGUUUUCAGUUUGCCUUGAGUUGACAUGCACUCAGCAAUGUGAAAUAUUUUUUAGACUUUUCUGGGCAUUUUUAUUUUUUGUCAACAGGUUAUAAAGGUCAACAGGAUCGCUACCUUUAACGCAAUGCAAAUAUCUGUAGUGUUUGGUUAAUAAUUUCAUAUCUGCUCAAGGGAAGUAGCAUUCAGGUGGUCAGCUGUUAAUUUACUCGCUCUAAAGUAGUCACACCACUAAAACGGAAAUUGUCUUUUCCAAAGAAACCUUUCUCAUGGGAAGGUAGGCGUGGGGAAAACUUUUUUUUUGCAGCCUCCGAAUUCACAUGCUCUCAUUCAUUAUGUUUUGAGAGUUUAUUUGUGCACUGAAACAUGCCUUCAGAACAUUUUCCCUGUUUGUUUUAAACUGUGAGUACUUGCUUUCAAAUAUGGGAAACCUGACUUGAUGUCAAAGCCUGUGUCAUGUAUCGCUAUUGAACUAACACUAUUGGUAGGUCAGGCACUUUUUUACGGAUGUCUUGGUGGGAAGAUGGUGACACAUCAGAUUUUCUCACUGGAUCUGACUUUACUAAUCAAUGUUCAACUGCUGUUGAAAAAGAGCAGGUCUUUUUGCAGUGUUUUAAUUAUUAUUAUUUUCUCAUUUUAAAGUUAUAUGAGGUGCACUCAGAGUUGACCUGGAAUACUGCUUACUGUACAACAGUGUUUGUAUUUAACUUUGUUUUCCUUUUGUAUGACCAAAAUGUAAAUGGCUGUAAAUAAUGUGCUGAACUAGAAUGCAUGCUCUCUGCUAAUACACAAACCUGAGUGUGUGUAUGUGUGUGGUUUUAUGUAUGAGGGAA
Messenger RNA from Sinocyclocheilus grahami, 7285 nucleotides. RefSeq names its product protein TANC2-like. Gene Ontology annotation, cellular component: dendritic spine. Gene Ontology annotation, molecular function: protein binding. NCBI's taxonomy places the organism in Eukaryota, Metazoa, Chordata, Actinopteri, Cypriniformes, Cyprinidae. The transcript has 23 exons. The coding region runs from base 1 to 5949 and encodes 1982 amino acids. The record is from RefSeq and is a predicted model, not a curated record. Gene Ontology annotation, biological process: regulation of dendritic spine morphogenesis.